UUUAAAAACACAAUAGAAACUCUCACCUAUUCUCCCUCCAAAACAAACAAAGAAAGAAAAAGCUAAUAAAAUUAGUGAAACAAAAAAGAAAAGACACAAAUUAGAAAUAGCUGGGAAUACAGCUAUAACACCAGUAGAAAAGGAUAUUGCUAAACAACAACUACUACUCCUACUACUAUUAGAUUAAAAAAUAACUUCUCACCACCAAAAAUAUAUAAAAACUAACAGCCACAACAAUAGUGAUUUUUAGUAUUCAAUAGUUAUUCUUUUGUUGUAACAAAUUAUCAAAAUGAAUGCUCGUUCACAAGUUUUCGACUUGACCAUGGAGGGUCGUCAAGUGGACGAAGCUGUGGCAAGUAUAUUCCAUACGGUGCUAUUCCAUCGCUGCCUUGGUAAAUAUAUGUACACCGGAGAUGCCCAGUACUCAAUUGGUACUGUUGGCUACACCGAUGUCGAUUGUGAUUUCAUUGACUUUACCUAUGUCUGUUGUACGUCGGACAGUCUACAGCGCACAGUGAAACGGGCCAUUAAUGUUUUCAGCGAAAAGCUGCGUUCCAACGAAGGCUGUGGCUCUGGCCAAAUAAGUUUGGAGUUUUUCAAAAAGAAAAAGUCACGUUGGCCCUUUACGCCCGAAUGCAUACCCUGGGAGGUGUGGACAAUCCAUUUGGAUUUGAUCAAACACGAAAACGAAGAUGAACGGCAAAUGUGUCGUGAGAAUGUUGCCGAUUUGCUAACGGAUAAAGUGAUCUAUAUAACGGAAAUAAUGAACAGACACGAUUAUGUACCUAAGACACCGAGUCAAAGUGAAUUGGAUUUAAUAUUUGAUACCACAUAUCCCGAUGUCCAGCCGUAUCUAUUCAAAUUUGUCUCAUCCACAUCGAAUUCGGCGGCGCCCUCAAUGGGAAAUGCCAUGAAGAAAAUGAUCAAAGAGACGCUUGCAUUGUGACGCGUUGCAAAGCCGUUACUAUUAACGCAGCAAUCUAAUUACACCCAAGGGAAGGUAACCGCACUAGGAGCAGCAAAGGACAUGCGAAAAUGUCUAUGUGAUAACAAGAAAUGUAUUAAGAAAAAGUCUCAAGUUGUUUAUAAGUUCUAUCGGGAAAUAUCUACGACAAUGGCUGAUAGCGGCGACGGCAGCAGCAACGUCGAAGACAAUGAGAAUAGUGAGGAUGGUGAUGACGACGAUGAUGGUAGUCUUGGUCCAGAUGUAAUGUGGCAGUUGCCGGACCUAUGCACCAGUAACACUGUCACCAAUACGGCCCUGAAAAAGAAACAAAUGAUUGUUUACUACAAUGCCACAAAACAGCCAUUCUAUGGGUUUCUACACGCUCUGGCCCGUGAUUUUAUGUUCAUUUGCUUCUGUCGCCAUCAUCACCAAAGACGUCUAGGUACAUUUUAAAAUUUGAAACUUCAAACUCUCAGUUAGUUAAUUUUAAAAAAUUUAGAAUUUUUUUUAACUAAUUUAAAAUUAAUAUUUUUUGUAUUUUUAAUUUAUUCAAGUGUGAUGGUGAAUGUUGAAAAAGGAAUAUGAGGAUUGAGUGAAUGUUUGAUGAUAUUGAAUGUUAUAAUAAAAAGAUAACACGGUGCUAAUUUAUAAGUCUUUCGAAUUGAUAAAGAAAAGGCUGGUUUAUUGAAAAUAAGAGCCUCAAAAUGAUUUCAAACUGAAUGUAUUUAAAAUGUUACUUUUUUUGAAAAUAUACUUAGUAUUGUUGUCGAUCCUUAGUCCCCAGUAAUAAUAAGUACAUUAUAGCACCGUGUAAUUAAUAAUAUGAAUGAAUUCUAAUUAUUAUUUAAUUUAAUUUGUGUAAAUUUCACAUUGAUGAGUACCUAUAAUUUAAGAUUUGUUUUUAAGUUUAAAAAAAUAGUAAUUUAAGUUAUUUUGUUUGUUUUAAUUCUAUAAAGGAAUAACUUAAAACAUUUGAAAACGUGAUAAUACAAAAAUCUAAAUAUAUAAAAAUAACUUUAAUCUAACUACUUGUAUGAAUUAUUCUUUUAGUUUGGGUUUUGCUCCCAUAAACUAAGCGUAAUAAAUAUACUUUCUAAGCGCAAAAUAGUAACAAAAACAAAGUAAAUAUUAAGUUACUUAUAAAACACGACAUUUUAAUUAUUACAAAAAGAAAAAAAAAAAAAAAACAGAAAAACCCAUCGUUUAGUUAGAGUUAAUUACACAUAAUGUGUAUACAACACUACCUAACAUGUAUUUCAUUUACUUUUCACUUUUCUCAAAAAGAAAACGAAAAAGAAAAUUUAAUGAAAGAAAACAGAAAAUACAAACACCAAUUAUUAUUGAAAUUGAAUGAAAAUGGACCAUUAUUUAGUCUUAGAACAACUAAUAUUUAUUAAAUUAAAACUAUUUAUAAUUUUUUUCUACUACAAAUCGCCUGCUCACAUACACCACUCUCAGACACUCACAUCCUACAAACUGCCAGUUAUUUUUAUAGUUAUGUCUUAAGUUAUGUUCUGCCAAUUUAAUUUUUUUUACAUAACCUUUUAAAGGUUUAAUUGUUUUGUAAAAAAUACAUACAUUUGUUUUUUUUGUGUAAUUCAAGAAGAAGCGUUGUUCAUUUACCUUUUUUUAUUCGUUGAUUUUUGUAAUUUUGACAAGUUUUACUAUUCAUUUCUUUUCCCUUGAAGUGUUGAAAAACAAACCAAACAUCACAUUGGAAUUUCCUUAACAGAAAUUAAUUAGGAUCUUUGAAUUUAAACCAAGUACUCCAGUUACGAACACCGAAGAGAAGCGGAAAGAUGUCCCUCAAAUUUUUAUUUAUUGGGUAUCACUUGCACAUUUUAAUUUGAAAGAGUUUAUAUUGUGUCCACACCACUAUAAUGUAUUUUCGGCCACAUCCAUGGCGUUUAAUUAUAACAGACCUUUCUUCGAAAUUACCGAAAGAUUUAUCUGGCAUACCCCAAUAAUUAUACCCUACACCACAAUGUGGUCAGGGUAUUAUGCAUUUGUAACAGUCAAAAGGAAUCGAGAUAGACCCAUAGCUACUUUUAAUUACCUUUAUAGAAUCACGUUCUGAGUCGAUUUAUGCACGUCUGUCCAUGUGUUUUUUUGUAAACAAAGUACAGGUCGAAUUUAUUGCCCCAUUCAGAUGAAAUUUUGCACAAAUAAUUUGUUUGGCCCAAGGAAGAACUCUAUUGAAUUUGGAGAUAAUCAUCAAAAUUUAGAUAUAUCUCCCAUAUAUAUCUUCGUCCGAUUUGCUUUUUAUUGUUCACCAAACGUGUAAUAUUAGCCCAAAUGGGAUGGAAUUUGGCAUUUACGACCGAAUUAAGUCUAGGAGCUAGUAUGUCAUAUUUGGUUAAAAUCGGUUCAGAUGUAGCUAUAGCUCCCAUAUAUUGUGCGUCCGAUUUGUUAUUUUUGUCCUCCGCAGCCGUAAAAUGCUCUCUGUAACAACAAUACUUGGGGAAAUAUAUCAAAUACAGCUCUGAAAUACCUUUGCUAAUUUUUACGGAGAUCGGGUCAGAUUUGGAUAUAGCUCCCAUAUAUAACUUCGUCCGAUUUGCCUUUUAUUGUACACUAAAGGUGUAAUAUUAGCCCAAAUGGGAUGGAAUUUGGCAUUUACUACCGAAUUAAGUCUAGGAGCUAGUAUGUCAAAUUUGGUUAAAAUCGGUUCAGAUAUAGCUAUACCACCCAUAUAUAUUGUGUGUCCGAUCUGUUAUUUUUGUCCUCCACAGCCGUAAUAUGCUCUCUGUAACAACAAUACUUGGGAAAUUAUAUCGAAUACAGCCUAGAAAUACCUUUGCUAAAUUUUAUGGAGAUCGCGUCAGAUUUGGAUAUAGCUCCCAUAUACAACUUCGUCCGAUUUGCCUUUUAUUGUACACUAAAGGUGUAAUAUUAGCCCAAAUGGGAUGGAAUUUGGCAUUUACGACCGAAUUAGGUCUAGAAACUAGUAUGUCAAAUUUGGUGGAGAUGGGUUGAUAUAUAACCAUAACUCCCAUAUAUAUUGUUCAUCCGAUUUGUUAUAUUUGUUCCCCACAGCUGUAUUACGCAUUUCGUAACAAUGAUAUUCGGGGAAAUAUAUCAAAUACAGCUCAGAAAUAUCUUUGACAAAUUUUAUGAAGAUCGAUUCAGCUUUGGAUAUAGCUCCCAUAUAUAUCUUUAUCCGAUUUCAAGUUAAUUGUGCACCAAAUGGGCAAUACAAG
This is a messenger RNA of Musca domestica (house fly), 4146 nucleotides long. RefSeq names its product autophagy-related protein 101 (gene Atg101). The transcript has a single exon. Gene Ontology annotation, biological process: autophagosome assembly; autophagy. The record is from RefSeq and is a predicted model, not a curated record. Gene Ontology annotation, cellular component: phagophore assembly site. NCBI's taxonomy places the organism in Eukaryota, Metazoa, Arthropoda, Insecta, Diptera, Muscidae. Bases 290 to 946 code for a protein of 218 amino acids.